Halteromyces radiatus is the source of this 3852-nucleotide messenger RNA. RefSeq lists its product as uncharacterized. The transcript has 2 exons. The record is from RefSeq and is a predicted model, not a curated record. The coding region runs from base 142 to 3687 and encodes 1181 amino acids. Gene Ontology annotation, molecular function: protein binding. Lineage: Eukaryota; Fungi; Mucoromycota; Mucoromycetes; Mucorales; Cunninghamellaceae.
UUUACCCCCAAAAAAAAGAUUAGGAAAUAGAUUACAUAUUCUUGUUAUUCUGGUUUCCUCGAUCUUUUUGUUUAUAUAUAUAUAACACUACCUUCCUCUUCUUUCUUUUUCUACCGUUUGAUUAUUACUCUUUAUUCGACAAUGUAUGGUGCCAAAGGAACAACAUUUUUGAAUACUGUAGCUCGUCAAAGUGCUCUCUCCAAACAACUCGCUACUGUUCAUGCUAGUAACAAAACUUCAGCUUUUAUUACAGCCUUUCCAGCUCGUUCAGGUAAACUAUAUACUACCUCCAGAACUUUGAACAACAAUGACAACAACAAUAACAACAAGGACCAACAACAACAACAUUUGAAUGGCAAUCCUUUCGCACCACUUGCUCGUGCUUCAAAUCAACGUUGGACUUCCGGAUCUUCUACUUCUUUACAACCUAAACCUGUACAACAACAAUUACGCUUCAAAUCAGCUUUAGCUCAACAACAACCUACACAAUCUACUCUUGAAGCUUCUCCUGAACUUUUGGAAGAACCUAAUGCUCGUAUUUUGGAAUUGGCUAAACAUAAGAAUUAUGGUGCUGUUGUGGCGGAAUUUCAAGCAACGAAGACACAACAUACUCCUCUGACUACUCAAACCUAUCAAGCAGUGAUGGAAUCCUAUGGUACUUUGCAUCAAAAGAAUCAGCCUUUGACCGCUAUGUUGGGUGUUUUUGAUGAAAUGGUGAAGCAUGGUGUUCAACCUACUUCUGAAACUUAUGCUAUUGUGAUUCGAAAUUUAUGUGCAAGAGAUGCUGAAGUGAAUCGUGCCUCCAAUGUUCUUCGUCGUCAAAUGGAUACUAAUUUGGCUAAAUUUGAAGGAGUUUCUCAACAAACUUCAUCUACAGUAGGCUCUCUUCAUAAAGAUGGAUCAUCUCUUCACGCUUUGGAAUCUGAAAAGAACUUGCAACGUGCUGUGGCCAUUUUUGAGCAAGCUGUUCAAGAAAAAUCAACUCAAGCUUUUGAUGUGGAACUUUACAAUAAUCUUCUACGUGGACUUUCAUAUGUCGGAAACACUCAAGAUGGCUUGUUUAUUUAUGAACAAUUAGAAAAUGAUCGUGUGCGACCUAAUGGUACUACCUUUGCCAUGUUGAUGUCAAUGUUUGGUACAGCUGGUGAUUUGACGGCAGUCCGUGAAUGUUUCAAGGAAUACAAGUCUAUGUCUCGUAUUCUUCCAACUCAUGAUCCUUCUUAUGUUUAUAAUGCAUUGGUAUUUGCUCAUGUUAAUGCUGGUGAUCUUAAUGGUGCUCUACGUGUCGUUGAACAAACUAUGAUCAAGGAUGGUGUGCCUGUGACUAUCUCACCCUACAAUCGAAUGCUUUAUCGCGCAUGUAUGGACAAUAAUAUGGAAUUUGUAUCAAAAUUGUUGGAAAAGCUCUCGACUUCUGAACAUUUACCCAAACCCGAUGCGAAUACUUAUGGAUUACUCUUAUCAACUUAUAGUCGUAUGAAGGAUUUGGACAAAGCACAUGAUGCCUUUGAAAAUUUGUUGAAAUUGAAUCUUCGUCGUCAAUAUGGUCAUCUCAGCGAGUAUGUCAAUGCUUGUGUUAACGAACAACAAUACAACCGUGCUUUGGAAACUGUUAGAGCAAUGUCUUCUCAUGGCGUGGAAUUAGAUACAAAAGUGUGCUGCAAUGUGGUAUCUGGUUAUGUGAAAUUGGGUGAUAUGAAACAAGCAGCAGAUGUAGUGAAGGAAGUUCUUCGUAUGCAUAGCAAGACUACUUUUAUCAGGCAAAACUCUCCUUUGGUGGCAUUGGCUUUGGAAAUUGCUGGUCGCUCUGAUAAUUUGGUGGAUGCUUUGGACAUUUUACGCUUUUUGAACAAUUAUUCUGUUCGUUCUACCCCUCAAACAUCUGCUGUUCUCCUUCAAUUGUAUGAUCAGGCCAAGGCAAAUCCAACUACAUGGCAAGAAUUUGUGAACUACUGUACUGAUCGAUCUUUUUUCACCUUGUAUGAAGCUGCAUUCAAACGCAAAUCUACCAGUGAAGAUUUCUGCAAUUCUGUCUUUACUCUAUUGAAUGAUAUGCAUGCUCUCAACAUGAAUUCCAAUCCAAGUCUCUAUAUCCGGGUUAGUACACGUCUGAACAAAUAUGGUCGAGUGGAAGAUGAAGCUCGCUGGAAGAAGACUUUUGAAGAAUAUUAUCCCAACAUUCAAGAACAAAUAGAUCAAGCUCCUUCAACAACAACAACAUCAUCAUCAUCAGCAACUCCAGCAUUAUCAUCAGCAUCGUCAGUAUCAUCUGAAUCAACCGUUAGCAAAUUUCCAUUUGAUUCUACUAAAGUAGAUAUAUUGUCUGGUGAAGCUUUGAACAUGGCUCUUCGUGGUGAUUUCGACAAGGCUUUGGAUAUGAUGAAAGAAAAGAUUAUUAAUCAAGGUAUGGUUCCUACUCCUGAAACAGUACGGGAUAUGAUUCAACAUGCAAACAAGUUAAAUCAACUGGACACUUCAAAAGCCAUUUACAACUUGGUAGAACAACCUUUUAGACAAAUGGAUCCUUCUCGCCGCCAACAUGCAUUGAAUAUUCUCAACAACAAUAUGCUUAUUGCUUACGCUCGCAACAUGGAUUUGGGAAUGGCCAAGGUAUAUUACGACAAGCUUCGUGCUGCGAAUGCAUUCCCUGAUGCGGAUGCUUAUGGAUGUUUAUUAUCAUGUACAGCGAAUGAUACUACAGACGAAUCUCUAGAUGCUAUGGUGAUUUAUGAAGAAGCCAAGAGACACAAAGUGCGACCUACUGUGUAUUUCUACAAUGUAAUUAUCUCCAAAUUGGCCAAAUGUCGUAAAAUGGAUCAAGUGAUGGCUUUAUUCAAGGAAAUGAAGGAUCUUGGUGUAUCACCCAACUCAAUUACUUAUGCUGGUGUGAUUUCUGCUUGUAUUCGAUGCUCUGCUGAAAGUCGUGCUGUGUAUUACUUUGAAGAAAUGACUCGUUUGCCAAGAUAUCAACCUCGUAUUGGUGUUUUCAACUCGAUGAUCCAAUUUUAUGUGCAACAACGGAACGAUCGUGAUAAGGCUUUGGAAUACUUUCAAUUACUCAAACAAUCCAACUUGACUCCCUCUGCUCAUACCUACAAAUUAUUGAUUGAAGCUUAUGCCAAUAUUCCUGCUUUCGACAUGGUGACUGCACACAAUUUAUUGACUGAAAUGAAGAAACGAUAUGGAUUGGAUCCUACUGCUACACAUUAUGCUACUUUGAUGAAAUCAUAUGGAUGCCUUCAUCGUGAUGUGACUUCUGCUGAAGCUGUAUACAAAGAAAUGACAAAGGCUGGCGUGAAACCAAACGAAUUGGUAUAUCAAGCAUUGUUGGAUACUUACAUUAACAAUAACAAGAUGACUCAAGCUGAAAAUCUUUACAAGGAUAUGACGGAUGCCAAUGUACAAUCAUCUCCGUAUAUUGAAAAUCUGUUUAUCAAGGGGUAUGGUGCGAAUGGAGAAGUGAACAAGGCCGAAGAAGUAUUCAACAAGAUGAAAGAUAAUCAACAAUCUGAAAAUAACAACAAUGUUAUCCGGGAACCCAGUACAUAUGAAGCGAUGGUCAAAGUAUAUAUGGAUCAUGAUCAAGUUACCAAGGCCAAAGAAGUAGUGAACAUGAUGAAGCAACGUGAUUUCCCAAUCAAGGUGGUAGAUAGUGUUCUCCUUUUGACUGAAGAUACUACUUCUUAAACGUUUUAUUGUUAUAUAUUCUUAUUGUUUUUAUUAAUUUUUUAUUUAUCAUCAUCGUCAUCAUCAUCAUCAUCAUCAAAUUAUCAUCAUCCUUAUUGUUAUUAUUAUCACACUUUGUAUAGUUAUAUCUGUUAUAUAGAUUGUCGUUUUUUAUUUAUAUUAUUG